CUAGAAAAACAAGAAGAAGAAGAAGAAGAACGCUGUUGCUAUGCGACGAUGCUGGAAUACACAUAAGUGGCAGGCAUAAAUCAACAUUUGAGCUAGGCACCCAUAUUUUAGCCGGACUUACCGUGGUAUUUUUUCACAUUCAUUGUUCAACAAUCCAGCCAUGCCUCUUCCAGACACAAUCUACUGUGCCCAGCAAAUCAAUAUCCCACCGCAGCUGCCAGAUAUCCUCAAAAACUUCACUAAGGCAGCCAUCCGUACACAGCCCAAGGAUUUGCUGCUGUGGUCUGCUGCAUACUUCAGUGCGCUGUCUAAAGGAGAGUGUCUGCCUGUCAAGGACAGGCUGGAGAUGAAUGUUGCCACCCAGAAGACAGACACUGGGCUGACUCCAGGCCUGCUUAAGACUCUCCAUAAACAGGUAUUUUCUCUACAAACAUGCAGCAAGGAGGAACUGCAGAAGAAAUGGAGGGGUCUGUGUCUACCCAUGGACCAGCUUGAAGCCCUGUUGUCGCUGGGCAGCUUUAUCUCAGAUAUCGACUGUAUGGAGUUUUUCGCCCUGGGCUGCAGUGCUCUGGGAGGGACCCUCAUGAGUUCUCUGAAGUUUGCCUGUGAGAUCCUGACUGAGGAUGAGGAGGGCGGUGCUGCGAGGAUCCCGUUCAACACCUUUGUCAAACUUUACACCUACCUGGCUCACCUGGACGGGGACAUGCCACAGCUCCACAUUGACAACUUCCUCAGCAGCCUGCAGCCACAAGUCAACAAGCAGAACGGCACGAUUCAGGUUUCCAACUUCUACAUCAGCAGGAAGUGAGGGAAGGAGAGACAGAAAGCAAAGGAAUACAGGAAGGAAGGAAUAGAAGUAAUAAAAUGACAGUGUUCAAUUAAUAAAUGGGCCUGCUAAUACUCUUUCAAGCACAGCUGUUGUUUCAUUACCUAGAAAUUGGUCCCAUUAAUUGUUAGCAUCAUAUUAUUCAUCAUUGUCCAGCUGAACGAGGCUGCUAUUUUGAGCCAGGUUGGAAUCUUUUAAUGAGCAGCAAGAGAGGCACAAAGUUUCCUUACACAAACUGUCAGGUGGAGUGUGUGUAUGCUUUUUAUUGCCUGUUCCCUUAUGUCUGGGUUAGCCAAAGUUCAUUUAUCACACACACACAGCCUAUCAGCUUGCAGCAUCACCGCAUUUGGCCUCUCAGCUGGUGUAUUCACUUCGCCGAGCAGAUGAAAAAGAGGAGAGGUAAGGAGAUUUUCAGCUCGUGUUAAAGACCUAAAACCCCCUGUGUUUUGUUCACUGCUCUAUGUAAUAUUGUAAAUGGCCAAGUACAAAUGCAAACUCAGACAGGUUUAUUACACUAGUCAGAGCACACAAAAUAACAUGCAGGGCCAAGAAAAGAGGCACAUACACACAUGCAUAAAUCUCACACCCAGUCUCUUCAGCACAUAAUUUUAGAUUUACACAUUUUUAAGACACUCAGGUGUCAGUGUGAGAGCAUAAUCUGUGGUCACAAAGGCACAAUAUGACACUCUUUUCUCAUGAACUGUUUUUUUCCUCAAACACACACACACACACACACAGGCUUGUAGUUGUGUCAUUUUGUGAGUAUUUCAUCAGGCAGAACAGGAAACAGGAUCAGUGGGAAUUCACAAUUCAAGCACAGUUGGCAGUAGGUUUUAGGGGUGGAGGAUACAUACACACACACACACAUACACUGAAGCUUACCCCUUGCAGGAUUGCAGCUGUGGCUGAGGCAAAGGGAUUGAAGGACAGAUAGAAUCUCUGAUAACCUGAUAACUGCAUGCUCUCCACCCGUAUGACACAGCAGAAAAGAAAUUUAGUCAGGGCUUAAAACAGAGAUCUUUCUGUGAACCACACAGUAGAAUUUAAAUCAUGUUGACAAUAACUCAGUAUUGGUUUUAAUCUGCUCAGAAUACUUUAAUGAUAGGGAAAUACAGAUUUUGAUAGAUACAUUGUUUCUGUUCAAGUGGAGUCUGAAACUGAGAUAUUGGGUUGACAAAGAUUUUGGCAUUCUAGCCAUCAAAACUGUUUUUAUUAAAUAACACCACACAGCCAUAGCCUAUCAUGUACAAGGAUGUGGAUGACCCAGCUUGAAUUAAAAAGUUAAAUAGAAACUUAUAAUUUUAAGCUACACUAAAAUGAUUUCCCAAGAAGGUUUAAACACUAUUUGCUAAAUAGAAAUAGAGACAAAUUUUGACUUGCACUCUUGUGGUCCUGCAACCACAGGAACCAAAAAUCCCCAAAACCUUUUUUAGGAAAUCAGGAACUUCCAGUUUUGGUUCCAGGGCCAUAGUUCCUUCUCCCCAGAAAGCCCCUGCUCCCAAGUUGGUACUUUCCAGUGGCCCAGGAUCUUUUGGGAUUGAGUUUGCAGGGCUGAACAUUGCUGACUGCAGCAGUUUGUGGACAGUAUUCAUUCAAACUGUAAGCACGCACGGCCUGCUAGUAUCAAUAUUAUGACAUCCAGUGGGAAUUUUGUUUCAUUUUAGUGGCAUUUUAAAUUACGUUUUGUUGUUGACUGAGAAAGACAGUGGACAAGAGAAGCAAAUCUAAAAGUUUUCACUGUGGUUAUUACAACAGAAAAAAAAACAGUUUUCUUUAGAAGCUUUAGAGUCUUGCGUCUUGCCUUUUUCAAUAUCCCUUUUGACCUCUGCUAGUCUUCCUUCAAGUACACUGUAUAUUUAAAAAUCCCACUCUCAUAAUAGCAAACUACAAAGAGCAACACUCUGCUGUCUCAAACCAAACUACGGUUCUACUUCCGUUUCAGUUAUCGGUCUAAAACUGAAACCACUAAAACGUGCACUACUACUACUACUACUACUACUACUACUACUACUACUUGCACUUGAUCUAUUGAGAAAUGAUUGUUGGGUCACACCUGUCCUGGAUGACAAUUCUAGUAAAGUAAAUUGUAAUUUAUAUUCAUGUAUAAUUUACCUAGACAAUCCACUAUGGACCUUGUUACCGUGUAUUGAUUAUCACGCCUGCCAUUAAAGACAAGGAGAUACAGCUGAAACACAGAGAAAUAUUCCUGUAAUACAGACCUUCUGAAAUAAUGACUCUUUACUGUCCGAUACUUUCCACUUUUCACCAUACAGUGUGAAACAGUGACAUUUGUAGGCCUAUCCUCAAAUUUCUAUGCAACUAAAACUUAUUUUUAGGUGCAUCCUCCAUCCAGUACAGUGGUACAGCUUCAGAGCUGUAUGCUCCAUUCUUUUAGGAUGUUGUAACUUGGGAGAACCAUGAUGUUAUUGCAAAGAUGUCAGUGUUCUAGGAAGCCCAGCUCCAGGGUGGACCUUGUUGCACAACUUUUACUGUUUCUUCAAGCUUUGCUCAUAACAUCACAUCUCCAGGGACACGACGAAUGUAGCAGAGCAGUGCGAAAGACACAGGAGAACAGCGAGUGGACACAAAGGCCCCAUUUUAGCAUUCCUCUCUGUAGCUGUUGUGUAACAGAUUUCAGGGAAAGAUUGAGGGAAAACAUGAUUCAUGCUGGAUGGAUGGAUGGAUAUUUUAUCAGUCAGCUCUAUUACUGUAGUCAAUACAGCUGUACUCUAUUUUGUUGACAGCAUGUUAGGGAAUUGUGUAAAUUAAUUGGUUGUUUUUACAUGAUUUAAUCAGUCUAAAAUUCAUUGUUAUUAGUUUUUAUUAGUUAUCUAUUAGUCUUAAUAAUAACCUUAAUAACAAAUAUCAUGAUUUUAUAAGUCAACGGUGAGAUACAGUAACUGGGACAUUUGCAUUAGCUGUUCAGUUGUAUGUGUAUUGCUUACAGACUGUACUGUACCAAUGUCAUAGAUGUCUAACAACAUACUAUAUG
Messenger RNA from Siniperca chuatsi (mandarin fish), 3818 nucleotides. It is a transcript of the gene ropn1l, whose product is annotated as rhophilin associated tail protein 1-like. The transcript has 6 exons. The coding region runs from base 161 to 808 and encodes 215 amino acids. The record is from RefSeq and is a predicted model, not a curated record. Lineage: Eukaryota; Metazoa; Chordata; Actinopteri; Centrarchiformes; Sinipercidae.